Acanthopagrus latus (yellowfin seabream) is the source of this 5722-nucleotide messenger RNA. RefSeq names its product exportin-5. Gene Ontology annotation, cellular component: nucleus; RNA nuclear export complex; cytoplasm. The transcript is spliced from 33 exons. Bases 343 to 4023 code for a protein of 1226 amino acids. The record is from RefSeq and is a predicted model, not a curated record. Lineage: Eukaryota; Metazoa; Chordata; Actinopteri; Spariformes; Sparidae. Gene Ontology annotation, biological process: protein export from nucleus; RNA export from nucleus. Gene Ontology annotation, molecular function: RNA binding; small GTPase binding; nuclear export signal receptor activity.
GUAAUUGUCUUGCCGCUUCUCCUCCGCAAGCGAUCAGCGAUCAUUUUACUAUUGAACAUCAACCAUCUGAUAUUAAAUUAAUGAGACAUUUUGAUAUAGAUACCCUUUUGAAUAAAUUCAGAAGUGACGCCUCUUUGCUAACAUAGACGAUCGCUUGAAGAUGGCGACUACAACUCCCAGAGUUCCCAUCCGACGGCGAGCCAGAGGUUCAAACACGCAUGCGGCGCACUCUGUGCACGUUGGUACCUCCCUGAGCGUACGCGGCUCACUGUUGUGCAGGUGCUUUGCAUAAGGGAGCCCUUCGCUUUCGCCUUAAUAGAGUGCAAGACGCUACCUGAAGUCAUGGCUGACCAGGGGGCCGCCAUGUGUGAGCAGCUUAUCAAAGCUGUGAAUGUGAUGAUGGAUGCAGAAACAAGCCAAAUUUACCGACUGGAGGCCCUAAAGUUUUGCGAGGAAUUUAAAGAGACCAGCGCCUUCUGUGUCCCAUGUGGCUUACAAUUAGCCGACAAAGCCCAGCCAGCUGUAGUGAGACACUUCGGUUUGCAAAUCCUGGAGCACGUCAUCAAGUUCAGAUGGAACAACAUGCAACAGCAAGAGAAAGUACAGCUGAAGGAGUGUGCCAUGCAGCUGUUAUCAAAAGGCACUCAUUCUAUCCUGGAGGAGGAGAGUCACAUCAAAGAUGUCCUGUCACGAAUUACAGUGGAAAUGAUAAAGAGGGAAUGGCCUCAGCAUUGGCCCGACAUGCUGAAAGAGAUGGAAGCUCUCACUAGCCAAGGGGAGGCACAGACGGAGCUGGUGAUGUUGAUCCUGUUGAGGCUGGCCGAGGACGUCAUCACCUUCCAGACGCUGCCCACCCAGCGGCGUAGAGACAUUCAGCACACGCUCACCCAGAACAUGGAGAGCAUCUUCAGUUUCAUGAUGGCCAUCCUGCAUGUUAAUGUGGAGGACUACCGUAAACUGAAAAGUUCACCCGGACAUGAACUGAAGGCCAGAGCUCACUGUCGAGUCGCCGUGGCCACGCUGAAUACACUCGCGGGCUACAUAGACUGGGUGUCUCUGGUGUACAUCACCUCUGGAAACUGUCACCUGCUGGAGAUGUUGUGUUUGCUGCUGAGCGAACCGGACCUGCAGCUGGAGGCGGCCGAGUGUCUGCUCAUCGCCAUCAGCCGAAAGGGCAAGCUUGAGGACAGGAAGCCGUUCAUGUUGCUGUUUGAUGACGUGGCCAUCCACUACAUCCUUUCUGGAGCCCAGUCAGCAGAUGGACUGGCAAUAUGUAAAAAGUCCCCCGAAUCACAAGCAGUGCAGGUGGUGGAGCGGCGUUAUAUCUUCCUGAAGAGGCUCUGCCAGGUCCUGUGUGCUCUGGGAGGCCAGCUCUGCUCGUUGGUGGGUUCCGAUGUAGAAGUCGAGGUACCUGCAAAUCUUAGCAAAUACAUGGAGGCCAUUUUAGCCUUCACUACACAUUCCAGCCAGUUCUUGAAGUCGUCCACUCUGGCUACGUGGGGAUCUUUGUUCAGACAUGAGACUCUGUCGAAGGAAGCCGUUGUCGUGGAGAUGGCCAUCAAAUACCUAAGAGCAUCGAUGACCAAUCUAAUCAAGACCGGAUUCCCAUCCAGAGAUGACAGCCCCAGCUGCGGGUACUCCCGUGUGGACUUUGACAGUGACGAGGACUUCAAUUUGUUCUUUAACUCUUUUCGAGCGCAGCAGGGAGAGGUGGUGAGGAUCGCCUGUCGCAUUGUUCCUCUGGAGGCUUUCCAGAUAGCAGCAGAGUGGUUACAGUAUCAAAUCGCCAGCCCUAUUGAUACCGGGGAUACCACAUCCAAGAGUGCUGAGGGCCUGUGCUCCCUCCUGUCUCCAUCAGUGGUCCAGUGGGACGCAAUGACGGUCUUCAUGGAGUGCAUGGUCGCACAGAUCUUCAAAAAUCUGGAGGAGGAGAAGUUGCCCAUCGAUCAGAGCAUGGAGCUGCUGCAGGCCGUGCUGAACUACGAGACCAAAGACCCGCUCAUCCUUUCCUGCGUGCUCACCAACGUCUCUGCCCUCUUCCCGUUUGUCACACGAAGACAGCACUUCCUGCCACAGGUCCUCUACAAGCUAUUUAAAGCCGUCACGUUUGAGGUCGGUCAGGACAACAAGGCACCUCGGACCCGGGCUGUAAAGAACGUGAGGAGGCACGCCUGUUCAUCCAUCAUCAAAAUGUGCCGUGAUUACCCACAGUUCAUCUUGCCAUGUUUUGACAUGUUUUAUAAUCACGUGAAGAAGCUGUUCUCAAGUGACGCAUCCCUGACUCACAUGGAGAAAUGUUCACUGAUGGAAGCUCUGGUGCUCAUCAGUAACCAGUUCAAAGACUUUGCGAAGCAGAAGGCUUUUCUAGAUGAGCUGAUGGCCUCGGUGGUCGCAGAAUGGACCUCGGAGGAAAUCAGGCAUGUGCUGUCAGAUCCCGCUGUGUUUCUGUCCUUUGUUGGAGCCGAUCAGGUGGUCACCGAGCAAAGUAAAGAUACAGACACAACGGGCCUUAACAGAGGGCGGUUGAGUUUCUGUUUGUACGCCAUGCUGGGGGUGGUGAAGCGUGCGCGCUGGCCUGCAGACCUGGAGGAAGCUAAGGCUGGUGGCUUUGUGGCAGGCUACACCCCGGCUGGAGCUCCCAUCUACAGAAACCCCUGCACCGCCCACUUCCUGGUCUUGCUGCCAAACCUGCUGCUACUAAUCAGGACCCACAACAGUCUGUACAUGCCAGGGAACAUGGCUCGUCUUAGUGAGACCUUCACCAAGGCACAUGAGGUGAUGGAUGCAGAGAAGAAUGUGGUUCUUGGUCUCUCUCAGCAUCUUCUGGAUAUUUAUGACUCUCCCGUGUAUAGAACCAACCUGGAGCGCAUGCAGGGCUUUUUCACCACAUUGUAUGACAACUGCUUCCACGUUCUGGGAAGUGCGGGUCAGUCCCUGCAGCAGGAAUUCUAUACCAUCAGCGGGCUAGCUGAAGAAAUCAAUCGUUCUGCUUUUUUCUCCCUCGACCAUGUGCCUGACCACAGACUUCGUCCUAUGAUUCGGGUUUUUCUGAGGCAGCUGGUGCUAUCAUGUCCUCAGGAGUACUACGAUAGUCUGCUCUGCCCCCUGCUGGGCCCUCUGUUCGCCUACAUGCAGCAGAGACUCAACGUUAAGUGGCAGGUCAUCAACCAGAGGACCUCUGUCAAUGGCGAGGACGAGGAGGAGGAGGAGGUGUGUCAGGACAGCCAGGUGACGCAGGAGAUGCUGGAGGAGCAGCUGGUGCGCCUGCUCACCAGGGAGGUGCUGGAUCUCCUCUCUGUGAGCUGCAUUUCCAAAAAAGUGCCUGAACCAGCAGCAAAUAAGGAGGAAAUAGAGGAAGACGACAUGAUGAUGGACUCGGUGCAGACUGGGGCCCCGGCGCAGCCCACAGACGAGCUGACUGAGCUUGGGAAAUGCCUGAUGAAACACGAGAACAUCUACAUGACCCUGUUGACCCUCUCCUUCACCUCGCUGUCGUGGAAGGACACCACCAACUGUCACCGCACUGCCUCGAUGGUCUGCUGGACUCUUCUGCGGCAGGUAGCGCAAUCAAUGGUCGUAGGGGGUAAUCUUCUUCCCGAGGCGGUCACGUGGUUCUACACCAGUGUUCUCAGGGCGCUGCAGGUUCAUGGGCAGCAUGAGGUCUGCAACUCCACCCUCUCUCAGCUGGCCAUGCUCAUCUAUGAAAACCUGCGGCCUCGCUACAUGGAGCUGAGGGCGGUGAUGACCCAGAUCCCAAACAUCAGUGUGGAGGCUCUGGACCAGUAUGAUCACAGGCUCAUGGACCCCAAUGCGCAGAAGGUUGGAGACAAGAAGAGGAAAGACCAGUUUAAGAAGCUCAUCGCAGGAACUGUCGGGAAAGCUCUGUGCCAGCAGUUCAGGAAGGAGGUUCAUAUCCGGAAUCUUCCAUCGCUCUUUAAAAAGCCGAAGCCAGACAAAGAUGUACUGAACACUGAAACAUUGGGCCUGGCAGCUCUCUUCUCUCCGGAAAAUAACACCCUGUAGGAACGCAGAGCGGUUCUAAUGGACUUCAUGAUGACCGAAGACAGGAGUUAUGUGCACAAACCAGGGUUUCCCUAGCCAUCCUCUAGCUGGGGCAGUAUGGCGCUACCUAACAUAACUGUCAACACUCUUUUAUUUUAACGCUUACAGCACCAGUCACACUCAUGAUUAAAAUAUCUUUCCAGUCAUGUGCUAGCGAGUAUUACACAGAAAACCCCCUUAUGAAUGCACACUUCUUCUUUAUUCCCUGGUACCAAUAAAGGAGGCAUAUGAGGGAAAUUAAAAAAACAAAACAAAAAAAAAAACAUUUCACAUUUCAGAUGAAUGAAUGGUCCUUGUAAGAGAUCUUUAAACAGCAGACUAAUCCAUAAUGUUUGCUCUGCAGCAGAAACUUUAUCAAGCCACAGAAAUACCUACAAAAAGAAUUUUUUUUUUUUUUCAGUAUUUUACUUUCUAAUUUUAAAGGGCAAUAUUUGCCCAUUGCCAAGUAUCGUGGCACUAAGCAUGUCGUAGCUCGGAGCUCAGCAGAGAAACUGGCCUCUAAUGAUAUCCAAACAAGCAAAGCUGGUAUAGCUGCAGGAGAAGCUUGUUACGAAGAAGUGUGUGUGUGUGUGUAUGUGUGCGCGUGGCUCGUAGAGAGGUGGAGACCUUUUGUACUUAAAAAAAAAAAAAAAUGUUUUGCUUAAUUUCAGAGGUUAGUAGGUUGUUAGAUAUGUUGUAUGAACACGCUGCUGUUAAUAACCUGUUUCAAAAAGAAAGGAGAGGAGAAAAAAUUUAGGACAAAUUACCGUGGCUUUCUUUUCACUGGAGAAGCUUGAAUGCGGUUUCUGAGUGUAAAGGAUGUGCUCGUGUCAGCUCAGGUGCGAUGUUCCCGACGAUGGGAUGAAGAUAAUUUGUGGAAUCAUGCCCUAAAGAAAAGGAGAAAAAAAAAAAAACUGCUGGAUUGUGUUAUCAUGGAUGGCUAUUGUAGCUUUAGUUAUUAACAGUUUUUUUUAUUAUGCAGAUAUUGAUUGAACAUUAGCUGGUUGAGGUGGUGAUGGUCUGCAUUUUCUUCAUAUCCUACGACUUACUCGGCCCACGCACUGAAAUGAUUUUUUAUUUAAUGCAGAGCACAUCUCAUACUACAGAUACUGCAGCCACUGCAGCCACAUUUGGUGCCAAAAACACUCACUGUACUUUGUUCGACAAACUUGACCGGUUAAUUGUCAGAGAAGCAAAACCUAAUAAUAUAUAACUUUCAUAAAGAUUAUUUAAGGGUGGUCACAACAACUAAUGUGUAGCUCAAUCCAAGUCUUUCUGUUUUCUAGCUGUUCAGCUGGUGAUGCUAUUCUGUUUUUCAUGUGUUCUUUUUUGUGUGUUUGUACUGAUAUUUACAACCAUGAGGAAAAGAUGAACCAGCACUACAUUCCUUCAUUGUCAAAGGGAUUGUUUUUACACAGAAUUUGUUGGAUGUAUUUUGCUCUUAUGGAGCUGUCAUAGUAGAAAGUGAUUUUUUUUUUUUUUUAAAUAUAUGUUGUGUAGUCACAGGAAAAAAAAUAAAUGGUUCAAGACUGGAGUGAGUUCCCAUUUAAACGGAAUGAGACGGGUCCGCAUAUUAUGUUUAACUGGAGCAGACUGACAACAUGCAUCACUGAGGAAACUUGACUUUUCGAACAAAUUUAUUUCCCUGUCUUUGUGAUUGUUUGCUCACAUGUGGCCAUUU